UUCGCACUCACAGUCUCCAUUCCCACUGCAACUUGACCAUAUGAAUGACGAUCCCCCAUCCUGGUCCUAUCUGUACAUGCGCACCACGACAGUAUAGAAGAUUCCAACGCUCCUUUUCCUCCGUCGCAACCGUAUCCGCCACCCUCUCACCCCUUUGAUUGAUUCUGGCUGGAAUCUCUACAUAAUCUCAACCCGACCGGUUCGUGAGGCACUAUGACCCAGGCUAUCUCAACCUCGUGCCCUCCAAUAAUGGAGGGAAGCGCCCGAGCGCCCGCGAUUCAUCUUCCCGACGGCAGCGUUCAGAAGUCUUCCACGCUCCUAUCGCCGACCUCAAACCCCACUCAUUACCGCAACGGUCAUGUCAACCUGGAUACCUUCUCUCCUGUCAACGAGAAUGGUAGUUUUGAGUUCGACCGAGUCCUGAAGACCGGAAAAGUGUUUCGUCGCGUGAAACACAAGCAUGCCUUUAGAGCUUCAUGGAAACCUGCAUACCUUGUCCUCCGCCCGAACCUCCUCUCCGUGUACAAAGACGAAGAGGCCACACGACUCCGUGCCUCGAUCACCCUGUCCGAAGUGACCGCUGUCGCCUCCGUCCGGUCGCCCCGAUCGAACCGACAGUACGUCUUCGGUAUAUUCUCUCCUUCUAAAAACUAUCGCUUCCAAGCUGCCACGGACAAGGAAGCCGAGGAUUGGAUCAGAUACAUCCGGGCCGAGACGCGCAUGGACGAAGACGAAGAAGCAUUUUUGGCGCUAUCGAAACCGGGGGAUGCUGCGGCCGCCAGCAGUAAGCGCCGAGUUUACGAUACCACCGAUCACUCGGACUUCGACCAGCGCGGACGGCCAAGCUCCCCAGAAGUAGGGGGCGCACUGUCAUCGGCGAACAAGUCGAGACGCUUCGCCUCUCCGCACGACCACUCAGCCAACGAUAUCACCUCGUACUCGGAAUGGUCGGACGGGCCAGGAAGCAACACCAGCGUGCGCCUACGGUCCCCGUCGGCGCACAACCGAUCUGCAUCUGCUAUCGCGGAAGGAUCGUCCUCGAAUGCGCGGGACACGGGCCGGCCCAACGACACUGGGGUUCUGCGUGAUCCCGAAAGGGUAGUAUGCAACGGGUACCUCCAGUGUCUUCGCAUCAAGGGUUCGAUGCGCCAGUGGAAGCGAUUAUGGGUGGUUUUGCGUCCGAGCGGGCUGGGCUUUUACAAGGACGAGCAGGAAUAUUCCGCCAUCAAGAUCAUCCCUAUGUCGCAAGUGAUCGAUGCCGCCGAAAUCGACCCCAUGUCCCGGUCCAAGAACUUUUGUCUGCAAAUUAUCGCGGAAGAAAAAUCCUACCGCCUCUGCACGACAGACGAGGAAUCCCUGGCUAAAUGGCUGGGGUCGCUGAAGAGCAUCCUCGUGGCGCGCAAGAAACUCGAACCCGCUCCAGCGGGCGGCUCAGGCACAGCCGGACUGUCCUGAGCAAAGGGGAGAAAGCAGAGAGAAACAUCAUGAGAGAUCAUGUAAGAAAGAAAGAAAAAUACAGAAAAACAAACGAACAGCAAACAGGGAGGACCAAGAUAUAGGU
Messenger RNA from Aspergillus saccharolyticus JOP 1030-1, 1561 nucleotides. Its product is annotated as PH domain-containing protein. The coding region runs from base 214 to 1455 and encodes 413 amino acids. NCBI's taxonomy places the organism in Eukaryota, Fungi, Ascomycota, Eurotiomycetes, Eurotiales, Aspergillaceae. The record is from RefSeq and is a predicted model, not a curated record. The transcript is spliced from 3 exons.